AUGGUUCUUGUAGAAAAUUGGAUGCCUCCAUCGAGGGAAAAUUGGGAAUUGAUCAUUUGGGGAUUUAAAUGGUUUCCCUUGGUAACGUUACUUCAAUGGAUUCAGCCAUGGUAUGGGGCAGGCAAGACAUCGUCAAAUAGUCGAUUCAAUAUACCCGGGAAGAUAGCUUGGAUUACGAUGGAAACGCCGGGUUUGUUGACAAUGUUGUAUGUCAUGUAUACGUUACCUGCGGAAGUGGGAUUGAAGGAGUUACCUUGGGAGAAUAAGUUGAUGGCUGGGCUUUAUGUCAUACAUUACCUCAAUCGUGCUAUAAUAGGCCCUCUUAUAUCUCCUUCUAUGUCACCUAUUCACCCUAUCGUUUGGCUUUCGGCGAUUGCCUUUCAAGUCACCAAUGCUACAUCUCUGGGGUGCUAUUUUGCUGGUUACGGUCCUGUCACGAGAGCUGAUUGGAGACCUGUGUCCGGAAAUCCAUAUGUAAACGGAGCAAGAAUCGAAUUCGGCAUGAUGAUAUUCUUUCUCGGUUUAGUAUCUAACGUAUUUCAUGACGAUGAACUACGAGAAAUUAGACGCGCGGCACUUCGAAAACAAGCAGCUCAGAAAGAUCCUUCAACUGGGAAAAAUAAAGGAAAUGCCAAAGUCGACAAAGUAUACAUGAUACCUCAAAAUGGGCUUUUCAGUUAUAUAUUAUACCCACAUUAUUUCUGCGAAUGGAUCGAAUGGGCUGGAUUCUUUAUUAUGGCGGGAGGUGAUUGUGUACCUGCAAGAAAUUUUCUUGUAAAUGAGGUGGCUACUAUGCUCCCUAGAGCUGUACAGGGAAAGGCAUGGUAUGUGAAGAGAUUUGGUAAAGAGAAGGUUGGAGGAAGAAAGGCGGUAAUACCGGGGAUUUUGUAA
Sclerotinia borealis F-4128 is the source of this 891-nucleotide messenger RNA. The record is from the annotation of a GenBank genome assembly. NCBI's taxonomy places the organism in Eukaryota, Fungi, Ascomycota, Leotiomycetes, Helotiales, Sclerotiniaceae.